Messenger RNA from Musa acuminata subsp. malaccensis (wild Malaysian banana), 1823 nucleotides. RefSeq lists its product as uncharacterized. The record is from RefSeq and is a predicted model, not a curated record. NCBI's taxonomy places the organism in Eukaryota, Viridiplantae, Streptophyta, Magnoliopsida, Zingiberales, Musaceae.
GUGAGGACGGGCCUCUCUCAUUCCACUCCUCGCGUGUUACGGCCUCGCGUCCUCGGUCGCCCUCUUCCUUCUUCCUUACCUGCUUCCCAAUUAAUCGAUUGACCAAGUCUUAUACAUCAGAGUGUUCGUGUCGGAGAAGAAUAAGGAUUACAUCGUGGAGACGUUGAGCCGAUCGCACGCAUCAGGAAGCGGAUGAUUAAAAUAUCCCGGCGAUCCAAGCAGCGGAUGAUCCUCUGACACCAGUCUCAAAGCACGCAGGUCUUCCAACUCGUGGGUGGUGACCACACCGCUGCCCGCUUCCGCACCCUGCUGAUCGCCGUUCCAUCUCUCCCUCCGCUCCUCCCUCUUUCUUUUUUUGUACGUGUCAUCGCGUCUCCAUUUCCCGAUGAAGAAGCCGAGCGGUACCCGGCGCCUUGGCAUCGGCGGCGGAGUCGAGCUCGGCGGCGACCGCCUCGUGAUCCGCCUACCGGACCCCCGCUUCCUCCGCCUGGUUGCCCGGUCGAUGCUCCUCGCCGCCGCAAUCCUCUCGUUACCGUGGCUCCGUGGCACCCUCCUCCGCCGCGGCGACGCCGGAGAGGUCACAGCCAGCCGGCGGGCCAUCGACGAUGAGUACAUGCUCUUCGCGGAGCUCCUCCGCGAUCUGCGGCGCAUCGGGCUCCUUCGUCCCAAGAGCAACGUCGUCAUCCUCAACGAUCCAACACUCGGCGUUCGCAACACCGCGGUGCCGGACAGCUCUGCGGACUUCGUGUUCUCCGUCUCUGCCGGUGAUUUCCAUCGCAUCGACCAGAUCCUGAAGAUCGGCGGCGUCGCGGCCGUCCGAUUGAGUUCCGAUCCGUCAGAAUCAUUCCGGUCGCCGGCGAACUACCGCACGGCGUACGUCAGGCAGAUCGGCUCAUCCGUGGUUGUCGCAAUGACGAAGUCCUUCGCCAGCGAAGGGGGGAUUCGGCUGCGGCGGCUGCUGGCGGUGCCGAAGGCGAAGAAGGAAGCCCUAAGUGGGCUGGAAGGCGCGCUGCUGGAGCCGCCAGGCCGGCGCGGAUGGCGGAGGAGGACGAGAUACCUGCCGGAGUUGACGGGGGACGAGCUGGACGGGUACCCGCGGCGGGUGUUCGUGGAGGUGGUAGCGGCGGGGGAGGCCGGCAGCGGCGCGGCGUGGUUCGAGCAGCACUACCCGAGGAAGGGCCGGGCCUUCGAGGUGAUCCGGGUGGAGGUGGAGGUGGAGGAGGAGGAUGAAGAGGAGCCAGAGGAGGGGGCGUCACAGUCGCUGGCGGAAUGGCUGGAGAGGAACGUGAGGGAAGAGGAGUACGUGGUGGUGAAGGCGGAGGCGGGGGCGGUGGAGGAAGCGGUGGCGGAGGGGGUGAUCGGGCUGGUGGACGAGCUCUUCCUGCAGUGCGAUCACCAGCUGUGGGAAGAGGACGAGAGGAAGAAGAAGGAGAAGGAGACGACGAGGAGCGGGCGGCGGGCAUACUGGGAGUGUCUCGCGCUCUACGGGAAGCUGAGGGACGCCGGCGUCGCCGUUCAUCAAUGGUGGAGCUUCUGAAACAAAAGAAGGAGAAAGAGAAGAGAGGAGAGAUGCGAAGGGGAAGAAGAAGCGAUCGAGCAAGGAACCGAGUCGAACGCAUGGAUCGAAUGACGGAAAGCGUGAGCAGAUUGGAUUAGGGAGGCGUCUAGUUGGGCGGAGGUCAUUUGAACUACUUCUGAAUCCGGGAAGGAAGUGUCCCCAUUGUACAUUUUGAGCUGAACGUUUUGCUUUCUUCCUUGACAUGAUGGAAAUGUACAUUUUUAGGAGUUUUAGUACAAAAUCCAUAGUUUUCUUUCUUGCUUUA